Molecule: messenger RNA, 390 nt
Organism: Paraphaeosphaeria sporulosa
Lineage: Eukaryota; Fungi; Ascomycota; Dothideomycetes; Pleosporales; Didymosphaeriaceae
Exons: 3
Coding region: 16-390 (124 amino acids)
Source: RefSeq, a predicted model, not a curated record
CUUCAAUCCAACAACAUGGGCUAUGAAAUACUGGGCGCACUGUGCCCGCUAUGCCUCCCAGCUUCAUGGGCACCAAAGCAGCAGUCCGCACCACGUUUACGCAACGGCCAUCGUGUCCGGAGUGUUGGAGCUCGUGCGGUUACAUUCACCUGGGACGCACGUUGUCAGGCCCGGCGUUGGUCCUUCCUGUUGCGGGAGGUCGGAAUGAGCGAUCUUUCUCUCUCCGGAUACACAGGGUAUCCUGUAUCGACUUGCUCCCUCACCUCGGGCAAAAAUGUCAUCACCGAUCAUACGCCUGGCAUGCUUGUAUCAAGAGCCUCCUCACUCGCUAAAGGUGGCAACCCACCCCACGCUGCCACCCAAAACCACUCACCGCCAGACCAACGUUAA